Ictalurus punctatus (channel catfish) is the source of this 4423-nucleotide messenger RNA. RefSeq names its product hexokinase domain containing 1 (gene hkdc1). Gene Ontology annotation, molecular function: D-glucose binding; glucokinase activity; mannokinase activity. The record is from RefSeq and is a predicted model, not a curated record. The transcript is spliced from 18 exons. Gene Ontology annotation, biological process: intracellular glucose homeostasis; glycolytic process; glucose 6-phosphate metabolic process. Lineage: Eukaryota; Metazoa; Chordata; Actinopteri; Siluriformes; Ictaluridae. Gene Ontology annotation, cellular component: mitochondrion; cytosol. Bases 281 to 3028 code for a protein of 915 amino acids.
AGGGGACAACAGGAGAGGAAGAGCUCCUAACUCUCUCUCUGGGGAACAGCAGCUCUAACAGCAGAAAACUUUAAUCUCACGCACAGAUAAGACACUUGGGAAGAAAACAGAGGACAGCAGCUCCAACAGGAGUAAACUUUAGGCACACGCACAGGAACAAGCCCUGGGAGGAAAACACUUUUUGGGGAGGGUUUGUGGCAAUCUUAUGUGGGUUUUCUUGUGUUUUUAAUUUUAAACUUAAAAGCACUUGUGUGAUAUUGAGAUACUGCAAAAAGCCACGAUGUUUGCCGUGCACUUGUUGUCUUUUUACUUCACCAAGCUACAGGAGGAUCAGAUCAAAAAGGUGGACCGGUUCCUAUAUGCCAUGCGUCUGUCUGAUGAACAGCUCCUGAACAUUAAGUCUCGAUUCUGUGCGGAGAUGGAGAAAGGCCUGUCUAAAGAGAGCAACGUAGCAGCUACAGUCAAAAUGCUACCCACACACGUCCGCUCCACUCCUGAUGGCUCAGAAAAGGGUGAGUUCCUGGCACUAGAUCUCGGGGGUUCCAAGUUCAAAGUCCUGCAGGUGAAGGUGUCUGAGGAUGGGAAAAGGAAAGUGCAGAUGGAGAGCGAGACUUUUCCAGUUCCUGAGGAAAUCCUCAAUGGGAGAGGAACGGAUCUUUUUGAUCACGUGGCAGAGUCUUUAAAAACCUUCAUGCAGAAGAACAACAUCAAUCAGAAGAAAAAGCCACUGGGCUUCACCUUCUCCUUCCCCUGUCUCCAGUCUAAACUUGAUGAGGGCAUGUUGCUCUCAUGGUCAAAGAACUACAAGGCCAGAGGUGUUAAAGGUACCAACGUUGUACAGUUACUGAGGCAGGCCAUCAACAACGUUGGGGGAAUUGAUGUGGAUGUUCUGGCGCUGGUCAAUGACACUGUGGGGACCAUGAUGACUUGUGGAUAUGAUGACCAGCAUUGUGAGGUCGGAGUCAUCAUAGGUACGGGCACUAACGCAUGCUACAUGGAGGAGAUGAGACACAUUGACCUCGUGGAGGGAGAUGAGGGCAGGAUGUGCAUCAAUACAGAGUGGGGAGCGUUUGGAGAUGAUGGGGCGCUUGAUGAUUUCAUUACAAGUUUUGACCAGGAAAUUGAUGCAGCCUCCAUCAACCCUGGAAAACAACUGUUUGAGAAGAUGGUGAGUGGGAUGCACAUGGGAGAACUGGUGAGGCUUAUCCUGUUGAAAAUGGCUAAACGUGGCCUGCUUUUUAAAGGAAAAGUCUCAGAUGCUCUUCGCACUAAAGGGAGGUUUCAAACUAAGCACGUCUGCAUGAUAGAAGAGUACAAAGACGGGCUGAAGAACACUAAGGACAUCCUUACAGAGCUAGGUCUCAGUCCUACAGAGGACGACUGCAUUGCUGUCCAGCAUGUUUGCACCAUUGUGUCCUUCAGGUCAGCUAACCUGUGCGCUGCUACGCUGGCUGCCAUCCUCACACGCAUCCGGGAGAACAAGAAGCUAAAGACACUAAGGACCACAGUUGGAGUGGAUGGAACAGUUUACCGCAUUCAUCCCCAGUAUGCAAAGAGGCUCCAUAAAGUAGUACGACGCCUGGUGCCUGAAUGCCAUGUCCGUUUUGUGUUGUCGGAGAGUGGCAGUGGUAAAGGGGCAGCCAUGGUGACUGCAGUUGCUCAACGCCUAGCAUCACAGCGCAAAGAGAUUGACAACACACUAGCAGAAUUUACCCUUAGCCACACACAACUCCAACAGGUUAAAGAUAAGAUGCGAGUUGAGUUGGAGCGUGGUCUCAGAAAGGACUCUCAUGGAUCUGCCUCCGUCAAAAUGCUGCCCUCGUAUGUUUACAGGACUCCAGAUGGCACAGAGAGAGGAAAAUUCCUGGCCUUGGACCUGGGUGGAACAAACUUCAGAGUGUUGGUGGUGAAGAUCCGUACUGGAAUUCGCAAAUCUGUCCGCAUGUAUAACAAGAUCUAUGCCAUCCCACUAGAAAUCAUGCAGGGCACUGGAGAGGAGCUCUUUGAUCACAUAGUGCAUUGUAUCUCAGAUUUCCUGGACUACAUGGGGAUGAAAAACACCUGUCUGCCUCUUGGCUUCACCUUCUCAUUUCCAUGCAGACAGAAUGGAAUUGAUAAGGGAAUCUUGGUGAGCUGGACAAAAGGCUUCAAAGCUACUCAUUGUGAGGGGAAUGAUGUGGUGGACAUGUUGAGAGAGGCCAUUAAGAGACGAAAUGAAUUUGACCUUGAUAUUGUUGCUGUGGUAAACGAUACGGUUGGCACGAUGAUGACGUGUGCAUAUGAAGAUCCUAAUUGUGAAAUUGGACUAAUUGCUGGAACCGGCAGCAAUGUUUGCUACAUGGAACACAUGAAGAACAUUGAAACAGUGGAUGGGGAUGAGGGGCACAUGUGUGUGAACACUGAGUGGGGUGGUUUUGGGGAUAACGACAACAUUGAGGAUAUCCGGACACGGUUUGAUCGGGAGGUGGACAGCGGCUCCCUCAAUGUAGGAAAACAGAGGUUUGAGAAGAUGACCAGUGGAAUGUACCUGGGAGAAAUUGUCAGGCAGAUUCUCAUAGAUCUCACCAAACGGGGUCUUUUGUUUCGUGGCCACAUUACAGAGUGUCUUAAGACAAGAGGCAUCUUUGAAACCAAGUUUCUCUCACAGAUUGAAAGUGACCGGCUGGCGCUACUGCAAGUCAGAACUAUUCUGCAGAAUUUGGGUCUGAACAGCACGUGCAAUGACAGUAUCAUCGUUAAGGAAGUGUGUGGUGUUGUGUCACACCGAGCUGCACAGCUUUGCGGCGCAGGAAUGGCCGCUAUUGUGGACAAAAUCAGGGAGAACCGAGGACUGGACCAUCUGGAUAUCACUGUGGGGGUGGAUGGCACGCUUUACAAACUCCAUCCACACUUCUCGAGAAUUCUGAAAGACACAGUGAAAGAACUUGCCCCCGAGUGUGAGGUGGAUUUCGUCCUGUCUGAGGAUGGCAGUGGGAAGGGAGCAGCACUUAUUACAGCUGUGGCUCGUCAGUAUUGUAAGAAGACAUAACCAUGCUGAAGGGCAUUGCAUUCUUUUUCCAGCAGAUUAUAUACUGGGAGAUGUUAUUCAUCUGUAGCUGGAAAUUAACAGCAAAGGCACCUGGGAGCUAUCCAGCUGCAUAUAAUAAAUUUAGACAAAUAGACCUCAUCAAGAAGCUAAAAUGGUUUCUAGAUCUUAGGAGUUUUGUUGGAUAUGAUUACAAGUACUGGAUAGAACUUUGAUUAGAAGAUUCCUGUUCAUUUAUUUUGGCUGUGUAUCAUUUUAAUGAUUAAUAACAAAGUAUGAACCAGGGCAUAUAAAACAGAAGCUGUUAACCCUCUGUCUGCAGAAUCAUCACUCAGACUAUGUUCUACUUCUUGCAAUUUCAUCUCAGGUUGUCAGCUGUGCAGCUGAUUUGACUACUGUCACACACUGACUCUUCCCCCUUCCCCCCUUCCACUCAAUCAUGUGAGUGAGCAGGUUUGCAUGGGCAGGCAGAGAGAAUAGCACGAAUAAGGCUCAUCUAGAGCGGAAAGUGGCUUUGUAUACUGGAAUGCCACAAGUGUAUUUAGACUAGUCAAGAACAGGCUCUCAUCCACAAGAUGUGCAGUGAAUUUAAAAAAUAUAUAUACACACUACCAGUCAGAAGUUUGGAGAUACUCGACUGAAAUGUUUCUCAUGAUCUUAAAAACCUUUUGAUCUGAAGGUGUGCGAUUAAAUGUUUGAAAUCGGUCUUGUAGACAAACAUGUCAUUGUGCCAACAUAUUCAUUUCUUUCAUUAGAAAACUAACAUUUUAUUUACAAGAAAAGAUUCAUUUAAAUGGAUGAGAUAGAAUGAAAUAUUCCCGAAAAGCAUCCGAUAAGAGUCCAGCGUAGGUGGGAACUCCUUUAAUACUGUUUAAAAAGCAUCUCAGGGAAAUUCCUCAAGAAAUCGGUUGAGAAAAUGCCAAGAAUACAUUUCUGGAAACUCCAGGCAAAAAGGGGGUCUACUUUGAAGAAUUUUUUUUAUUUUGGAUUUUUUAUCACAACAUAAUUCCCAUAGUUCCAUUCGUGUUAUUCCAGAGUUUUGAUGACUUUAUUAUUAUUAUUAUUAUUAUUAUUAUUAUUAUUAUUAUUAUAAAAUGUGGGGGGGGUUCAAUUAAAGAAUGAGUGUGUCUAAACUUUUGAUUGUUAGUGUAUAUUUACACAUUAUUGCUUUGAGAAUGUGGUGAAGAGCUUUGUGUAUGAACUUUACAGGAUUGUUCAUCAUUCGAUAAUCAGGGUUUUUUGUUGUCCAGCAUGUUGUGAACACAGUUUAUGUAUAGCAUUUCAUUCACCUUUUUUUUUCUUUUGUAAAUGUAGGAUGUUUGAUCAUCUAUUAUUAUUACAGCAAUCACUUUCAAUGUAUCAAAAAUCACAUUAAAUAAUAUAAAUAUUCUGACUCUA